Molecule: messenger RNA, 1473 nt
Organism: Varanus komodoensis (Komodo dragon)
Lineage: Eukaryota; Metazoa; Chordata; Lepidosauria; Squamata; Varanidae
Product: zinc finger and SCAN domain-containing protein 31-like
Exons: 3
Coding region: 1-1473 (490 amino acids)
Biological process (GO): regulation of transcription by RNA polymerase II
Molecular function (GO): RNA polymerase II cis-regulatory region sequence-specific DNA binding; DNA-binding transcription factor activity, RNA polymerase II-specific
Source: RefSeq, a predicted model, not a curated record
AUGGAGGAGAGGUUAGAAGUGGCAGGGAAGGUCCUGCAGGUCUUCAGGAGGACGUGCUUAAAGGAGUUGCCAAGGCAGGCGGCACCACAAAAUGGGAAACAGCGACCCAAGGACAGCUUUCCGCUGCCAUGGAUGGCCCAGUGCCAAGAGGUCUUGAAGGCGCUGGACUGCCAUUGCUCAGGUUGGGGAAGCCCACCACUGUCCCAAGUUGGGCCUUGGGACGAUGCCAAGGCCUUCCUGGCCUCCUUCGAGCAAGUGGCCAAGGCCUGCCGGUGGCCUCGGGGAGAGUGGGCGGCCCGGCUCCUGCCAGCGCUGAGCAGAGAAGCCCAGCAGGCCUUCAGUUCCUUAGAAGCGACAGACAGGGAGGACUAUGCGAAGGUGAAGGCCGCCAUCUUGCGAGGGGAUGCGAUCAAAAUGGAGGUGCAAUGCCAGCACUUCAGGCAGUUCCGCUACCAGGAAGUCGAGGACCCACGAAAGGUUUACGGGCAGCUCCAGGAGCUGUGCCACCGGUGGCUCAAGCCGGAGCGGCACAGAGGAUUUGUGAUUCCAAAACCUGAAGCUGUAUCCCAGAUGGAACAAGGAAUGGUUUUCAUCCAGGAUGCUGAGGCUGGGGAGGCAUUUCCAGGCAAUGUCGCAGGUGAUGAGGACCCCGUUAAAAUCAAGAAAGAAGAUUCCCAGUCAAGAAGUCAGGAGCCAGAAGAAAUAUGCAGCAUGUCCUUGGAAAUAUCCCAAGGGACAGCUUCUUUGGUGGCUGAGAUUCAUGAACGCGGGUGCAACUCCAAUGGGCAGGAGGGGAAGGAGCUGCUGGAAGACUGGGACGAAUCUACGGAGAUUGCAGGAAGCCACACGGCAAUCAAGGACUCUGCAAGUCACGGGCGGAUGAAUAGGUUUUUGCACUCCAAGAGCGGGAUAUGGUACCGAUGCAGGUCAGGACUGGCUGCAAAUCAGCAGGUUCAUUCUGGAGCAACCCCUUAUGCGUGUGGGAAGCGCUUCCAGAAAAAGAACUACCUUGCUAAACAUCAGAGAAGCCACGUGAGGCCCGAAGUGUAUCAAUGCUCUGAAUGCGGGGAAAGCUUCAACUGGAGAGAGGGGUUUGUUAGACACUGGGAAAAGCACAUGGGCGAGAGGCUCCAUGAGUGCUCUCAGUGCGGGAAAUGCUUCAGCCAGAGGGAAAGCUUAAACAGACACGAGAAAAUCCACACAGGGAAGAAGCCGUACGAAUGCCCUGCGUGCGGGAAACACUUCUGCCGGAGAGAUUCAUUGGUAAGGCAUCAGAAGUUCCAUACAGGAGAGAAGCCCUACCAGUGCCCCGAGUGUGGGAAAAGUUUCAAUCAAAGGGAGGUCUUGCUUAGACAUCAGAGAAUUCACACGGGAGAGAAGGCAUACGAAUGCCACAAAUGUGGGGAAAGCUUCGCACAGAAAACCAUACUGAACAGACACGAGAAAGUCCACAUGGGAGAAAGGCCUUAUUAA